AUGGCAGAGGGCGAAGACGACGGCGACACGACGCUUCUUCGGCUUCUCAAGACCACCUGGGAGAGCGCCCUCUUCGCCGUGCGCGCGGCGGUACUCGUUUUCACGUUCACGUUCCUUACAUGGCUGUACUGCCGACUGACCACCAAGCAAUGUAAGUGCACCACGCGACUGGAGGGCAAGACGGCGCUGGUGACCGGCGGAAGCGUGGGAAUCGGCUACGAGACGGCCAAGGCGCUCGCGUGUCGAGGCGCCCGAGUAAUCUUCACCUGCCGCAACAUGCAGGUUGGCAAGCAGGCGCUAGCCUCCAUGAUCGAGGCGAGCGGCGGCGGCGACAUCGUGCUCAAGCAGCUCGACCUCUCUUCGCUGACCUCGGUGCGGAGUCUGGCGAAUGACAUCCUCGCGAACGAGCCGCGACUCGACUUACUCGUCAAUAACGCCGGUCGCACGGCGCCCUUUCAGCGGACGCUCAGCGUCGACGGAUUAGAGACGACCAUACAGAGCAACCACUUGGGACCCGCGCUGCUCACCGGUCUCUUGCUGGACCUGCUGAAGCGCUCGGCCCCGUCGCGCAUCGUCGUCGUCUCGUCCAUGGUGCACGCGUGGGUGCACCUGGACCCGGACGACCCGUUCCUCGAGCACCACUACACGCAUAGCCGCGCGUACGGCCUCUCCAAGCUGUACAACCUGUACUUCGCUCGUGAGCUGGCCGGCAAAUUGCGCGGCGAACUGGUCACCGUCAACGCACUCCACCCGGGUAUGGUCAAGUCGCGCUUCUUCCGCGAGCAGGCCACUACAUACUUCUCGAAGUUCCUGCGAUACGUCGUCAUACCCUUGUUCGGAAAGUCGCCUUCGGAGGGUGCGCAGACGAGCAUCCACCUGUGUCUGUCUCCGGAGUUGACACACACGACGGGCCGUUACUUCAUGGAGUGCCGCGAGACGAUGCCAGCUGAGCAUGCGAUGGACCCAGUGCUCCAGCGACAGGCCUGGGAUAUUACCGAAAAGGCCCUCAACGUGCGCCUUUGCAGCUGAACGGCGGCUCGGCAGCGAGAGCUUCGCCAUCUGCUUGGCUGUUAGCGGAAUUACAAAAUUUGUCGUUCUAAUUCUGUUACGCAGUGGAUCGUUUUCAAUACGACAAUUCGGGGCAAGGAGCGAGUUUUGUACGAAUUAAUUGCCGUGGUAUAUGGCGUUGUGUAACGUUGUAUUUGUUGAUCUACGCCGGGUUGAGGCACAUAACCAAUAAAUGAUGUCACUAUAUAAAG
This is a messenger RNA of Rhipicephalus sanguineus (brown dog tick), 1259 nucleotides long. Its product is annotated as retinol dehydrogenase 14. The record is from RefSeq and is a predicted model, not a curated record. The transcript is spliced from 3 exons. Lineage: Eukaryota; Metazoa; Arthropoda; Arachnida; Ixodida; Ixodidae. Bases 1 to 1029 code for a protein of 342 amino acids.